AUGGUUUGCGCGCUCUCCAAGCACAAGAGGGCUCGUCCUGCUCCACCGACGCCCGGCCCCAGCAUGCCUUGCACACCACCGUCCACGCAGCACAAGAGGGCUCGUCGUCCUGCUCAGCCGCCGACGACUACCCCUACGGCGGCGGCGGCGCCCGAGCCCGACUGGUCGUCGCUCACCCCGGACCUCGUCCGCCGCGUCGGCGACCAUGUCCUGGCUGCCGACGACAUCGACUACUACAUGGCCUUCCGUGCCGUCUGCCACAACUGGCGCCGCACCCUCAAGGACAACAACGCGGCAAACUGCACCGACGAUCCCACUUUCUUCCAGCCGAGCAAGUGGGCGGUGCUGGACCGGCACGACAGUGACGUCCUCGCGCUCGUCAACCUGGAGACCGGCCGCUUCCUCCGCAAGAGGAUCCCGCUGCUCCGCGAAUACUUCUUCGUCGGCGCCGCCAGUGGCGGCCUCGUCCUCCUCGCGGAGCCAACGUACCCCUACCGCGCCGUCGUGCUCAACCCCUUCACGGGUGUGCUGGCCCGCUUCAAGGCGCGCGUUCCCACAGGUGAUGCAAGGGAGGUCGCCGUGAUCGCAGCGCCUCCGCCGACAACGAUGACAGUGUUUGUCUGCAUGCUAGAUGAUGGCGCCGUCUUGUGGGCAGACCAGGACAGCAAGUACUUCCGAAAGUGCGCAGCGCCGGCGCCUUACCCCGACGACGGUCUCCUGUGCAUGGUUCCCUUCGCCGGCGACGUGUACCUCACCAACCGGCAAGGAGCCGUACUCUCUACAACUGCUGCGGCCGUCGUCGACGAUGGCGCCUCCCAAGGUCCACGUUGCAGCCGCUCAGCUCAGAGCAUCUCCAUGGCCACUGCCAUUCCGGAGGCAGUGGAGGGUGGCCAUUGCCAUUAUUACCUCGUGGAGUCUGGGGGAGAGCUGCUGCUUGUGAUCAGACGUGCUUGGUAUGGCUUGCCCGGCGAUCAGUUGACCGUCGAUCAUGUGGCCGUCCACAGGGUGGACACCGUGAGGAACGUGCUUGAGCCGGUGAGCACCAUCGGCAGCCGCGCCCUCUUCCUCAGCCGUGUCAGGUGUGUCUCCAUCGACGCCGAGAAGUUCCCGGCCGUCCAAGGUGGCUGCAUCUACUUUGUGGAUCAGUUCGUCACCGGAAGCUGCUACUUCGACGUUCAGUUCUCGUUCAUGACCGUUGUUCGCUUCCCUGGUGCCGACGGAGUGCAGCAGCCUAUGGUGGAUGUAAGCCCCAUACCAGCAUAUUGUUUCCAGCCGUUCACCCUCACCCAUGUUUUUGCAAAAUACUGCAAGUUUGUCCAGUGUUCUGAACUGCGCCGCGAAGUUAUGAUCGAUGACGAGGAAGAUUGCUCGGAUGACGACGAGGAGGAUUCUGAUGAAGAAGAUUAUUUCUCAGAUGAUGACGACGGUUCUGAUGGAGGGUCCUCUGAAUCUGAUCAAUGA
Molecule: messenger RNA, 1461 nt
Organism: Miscanthus lutarioriparius
Lineage: Eukaryota; Viridiplantae; Streptophyta; Magnoliopsida; Poales; Poaceae
Source: the annotation of a GenBank genome assembly